AUGGAGAUUGAACGAAAGAUUGCGCCGGCGGGCGCCGAGAAUCGCAAGAGAGACCACCAAGGUGGUCGCGGGAACCAAGGCGGCCGUGGAAAUAAGAGGCAGAAGACACAAAAACAAAAACCAGUCAAGGAAGGAUCAACAGAAGAGGUGUUGUUGGCAGAUGUGACGGACCUCUUUUCGAGGCAGCGACUGGAAGACCCCAAGCAUGGCGAAGCUAGCAUCGCAGAGGGCGAGUCAGAAUCGAAGACGAGCCUACCAGCACCAUUCACAGAACUCGAUGUGAAAGUGUUGGAGAUAUCAUCUACGGGCGAUGGGUUGGCUGUAGCCCCUGGCUCAGACCAGAUUUACGUCGUCCCAUUCACGGCACCAGGCGACAUUGCGCGAGUCAAAGUCAUCAAGCAUUUUGAGAAGCACCACUACUCUCUCGCCGAUUUCCUCAGUGUCGUCGAGCCAUCACCACUCCGAGACGAUAGUCGAAUUGGCUGCCAGUAUUUCUCCAAAUGCUCGGGCUGCCAAUUCCAGAUGCUUGAUUACCCCGCUCAACUAGACCACAAGAAGUCCAUCGUCGAAAAAGCUUACAAGAACUUCUCACAUAUUCCAACAGAGCUGGUACCCGCUGUUCUAAAUACGAUGGGCAGUCCAUUACAAUACAACUACCGCACGAAGCUCACGCCCCAUUUUGACGGGCCGCCAGGAUAUAGGAGUCGCGCCGAUGCAAGGGCAGGCAUUAAGAAGGAAUUCGAGAAGACCCCAGAGAUUGGCUUCAUGCAGAAGAAUCGCCGCAUAACUCUGGACAUUGAGGACUGUCCGAUCGGCACUGACGCCGUUAGAAAGGGAAUGAAGAGCGAGCGCGCCCGCGUAGCCGUCGAGCUGGACAAGUACAAGCGUGGUGCUACGAUUCUGCUCCGCGAGUCCACUCAGCGAGUGCCCAACUCCGAACUCCCGUCGCCCAUCCCGGAGAACACAAUCGCUGUCCCAGUCGAGGGCACCGAGACUACAGAUCUCAAAACAUGCAUCACUGACAAUAACGCCACCUCAACCGAAUACAUUGAGGACUUCACUUUCACAAACCCCGCUGGUGCUUUCUUCCAGAACAACAACUCUAUCCUCCCACCAUUUACACAGUACAUCCGCGAAAACAUUAUCCCCCCCGUUUCCUCGAGCGAACUGCCAGUCAAGUAUCUAAUCGACGCCUAUUCCGGCUCUGGCCUCUUCACCAUCACCCUCUCCUCCCUCUUCGAAUCUAGCACCGGAAUCGACAUCUCCAUUGAUUUCGCCUCCAAGAACGCAUCUCUCAACAAUAUCCCCGAGUCCAAAGCCUCCUUUCUCGCCGCCGACGCUCCUGAACUCUUCAAAUCCGUUACAUACCCAGCCGACGAAACGGUGGUGGUAAUUGACCCGCCGAGAAAAGGCUGUGAUGAUAGUUUCCUCAGACAGUUACUCAGCUUCGGCCCAAGGAGAGUGGUCUAUGUGAGCUGUAAUGUUCACACGCAAGCUCGUGAUGUGGGUGUUAUGGUACACGGGUACGUUAAUGGAAAGGAUGGGCAUGGAGGGUUGGGCAGGAGGUAUAAGAUUGAGAGCAUCAGAGGGUUCGACUUUUUCCCCCAAACCGGGCACGUAGAGGGUGUUGCCGUGUUAUCGAGGAUUGAUGAGCAUGAGCCUCUGCCAGAAAUCCUAGUUACGGAUGUAAGGGGGGGGGUGGAAGAGAAGCUGGGCGCAGAUGUGGCUGAUGCAGAGGGUAUCAUCGCAACUGGUGCAGUUGAGGGUGUGAAGCCAACAAGCGAUGCAUAA
Pseudogymnoascus destructans is the source of this 1791-nucleotide messenger RNA. RefSeq names its product tRNA(m5U54)methyltransferase (gene TRM2). NCBI's taxonomy places the organism in Eukaryota, Fungi, Ascomycota, Leotiomycetes, Thelebolales, Thelebolaceae. The coding region runs from base 1 to 1791 and encodes 596 amino acids. The record is from RefSeq and is a predicted model, not a curated record. The transcript has a single exon. Gene Ontology annotation, biological process: tRNA processing. Gene Ontology annotation, molecular function: tRNA (uracil(54)-C5)-methyltransferase activity, S-adenosyl methionine-dependent.